Molecule: messenger RNA, 8784 nt
Organism: Coregonus sp. 'balchen'
Lineage: Eukaryota; Metazoa; Chordata; Actinopteri; Salmoniformes; Salmonidae
Source: the annotation of a GenBank genome assembly
CCCAGUUGGAGUUUGUGCAGAUCCUGGUGAUCGUCAUGGUGAUGAUGGUGAUGGUGGUAGUGAUCACCUGCCUGCUCAACCACUACCGCCUGUCAGAACGCUCCUUCAUUUCCAGGGACAGACAGGCCCGCCGGCGCCACCUACCACUGGCCUCCGUAAGUACUCUACACUAACCAGGGUUGGAGACUUUACUUUACAGUCUUCAUACAGACUAAGGUGUAGACUUACAGCCUCCACGCAGACCAGAACAUAGACUUUACUUUACGGUCUUUAGAAGCACUCCACACAUCUUUACAGGCAAUAUACUUUCUUUGACAGCCUCCAAACAAACCAGGAAGUAAACUUUCCUUUACAGCCUUUACUCCACACAGACCAGGGUGUAGACUUAAUAUGAAAUUAAAACAGCAUUGUAUGUACUUGGAAAUAGGCAAGCCAGAGUACAGGGUCCUAUUUGGACAUCAUGGCAGGCCCAAACUAGCCAUGUCAGAAAACCAGAUAUUUUUUUACUAAUGCAAACAAAUAUGAUAAACAGACAAUGGUAUUCAGUUGGACCUGUAUACUAUAUACAGUAUAUUUGUUGAUGUCUGUGUUUCUUUAUGGCUCUUUGUGCCAUAUCGCCCAGUGCAGUGAUCUGAAGAUUCCAGAACCAUAUGACUGCGCUGCUGCUUUCUGAAUCACACACACACAUACUGCUGCUUUCUGAAUCACCUAGCCCGGGUGAUAAUCUGUUAGGAAAUGUGGGGCAGGAUGCUGUGUGUCUCUGUGUGUGUGUGUGUGUGUGUGUGUGUGUGUGUUUGUGUGUGUGUGUGUGUGUGUGUGUGUGUGUGUUUGGGCUAUCAGGGUUGUGCUUAAUCCAGAAUUGUGGAAUUUGACUCCCAUUCACUUUAUGAGUUGAAAUUCGAAUUGCAUUGGCCACACCCCACCAGAUGUAGAAUUUGAGUUUAAGUGACAGGACGUAGAAUUUAAUUCAGUCCAAUUCAAAUAAAUUUCACUCAGUCAUACAACAUGAGAGUUUCAUUGAAUCUGACAGGUCACACUUCCAGAUACCAAAGAAUAUAUUAAGUUUCUCCGGAAACAAUGUUCAUAUAUUAUUUUAACCUUCGUGCUUAGAAUAGCAAAUUAUAUUUCCACCAUCCAUUUAAUUUGUUUGGCUUCUUUUUGAAGGCUUUAGGGUCAACUUAAACUUAACAUACUGGGCCCCGUGUAGCUCAGUUGGUAGAGCAUGGCGCUUGCAACGCCAGGGUUGUGGGUUCGAUUCCUACGGGGGGCCAGUAUGAUUUUUUUUUUUUUAUAAAUGUGUGCACUCACUAACUGGAAGUCGCUCUGGAUAAGAGCAUCUGCUAAAUGACUAAAAUGUAAAUGUAAUGUAAAUGAAUGCAUUCUGGGAAUUGUAGUCUUUUCCCCAUAUUGAACAAAAUGUAAGUUGGAAGAAGCAUUUGAAUUUCACUGAAUUCAAUUAUAUUUCCUUUAAUUCAAAUUCGAAUUGCAAUUUUGUAUCCUGUUUACUGCUUCAAUUCAAAUUCACUAAUUGAAUUGGAAUUUAUGAGGCAUUCUCAAUUCAAUUCUUAAUUGAGCACAACCCUUUGGGUUAUGCAGACGUCUGUGUACUCUGCGGUAGGGGGUAUGAGUCAGAGAUGACAGAGCGCCCCUUUCUCGCUCUCUCUUUCUCUCUCUCUUUCUCUCUGUGUCACGGUCAGUGUCUGUCUGUGUGUUUAUCUGGGAUUGCGUCUGUGAAGAGCACUUGAAUAGUACAUGUAGCUAUUGUCUAAUCCACAGCCCAUCUAGGUGGAAAGAACAAGGCUAGGACAGAAGGACAGGAAGUCCUCCAUUAUUAGCCAUUGGGGUAUGGCCAAAUUGGUUCGGGGGAUUAAUCUCAUCAUCUUCACCCUAUGCUCUGUGGUUGGCUCUUUGGCUGGAAAGGGAGGUACUCCACCUAGUGGCACAACAUGGUACCAUUGACAUGAUAAAUGCUCUCUGUCUCUCUCUCUCUUUCUCUCUCUCUCUCUCUUUCUCUCUCUCUCUCUCUGUCUUUUUUUCUUUCUUUCUCACAGGAUGGGAGUCUGUGGUCUUCAGAUGGCCCAGGGCCCACCAGUGGAAUGAGCGAGGUAAAGUGGAUUAUGGGUGGGAGUGGACAAACUACUGCCCAUUCAAUCCGGCCCACAGGAGUUUUUCUUUUGGGGUGGGGGGCAAUGAUUAUCAUGGGCAAAAAAAAACAUUCCAGGCCACUCUUGAACGUCUAAAACUAGAUAGGAAGUAUGUAGAAAUGAUAAUGGACCUAUAUAUUUACAGUAUAAAAGACACCUGUCCACAACCUCAAACAAUCACACUCCAAACUCCACUAUGGCCAAGACCAAAGAGCUGUCAAAGGACACCAUAAACAAAAUUGUAGACCUGCACCAGGCUGGGAAGACUGAAUCUGCAAUAGGUAAGCAGCUUGGUUUGAAGAAAUCAACUGUGGGAGCAAUUAUUAGGAAAUGGAAGACAUACAAGACCACUGAUAAUCUCCCUCGAUCUGGGGCUCCACGCAAGAUCUCACCCCGUGGGGUCAAAAUGAUCACAAGAACGGUGAGCAAAAAUCCCAGAACCACACGGGGGGACCUAGUGAAUGACCUGCAGAGAGCUGGGACCAAAGUAACAAAGCCUACCAUCAGUAACACACUACGCCGCCAGGGACUCAAAUCCUGCAGUGCCAGAUGUGUCCCCCUGCUUAAGCCAGUACAUGUCCAGGCCCGUCUGAAGUUUGCUAGAGUGCAUUUGGAUGAUCCAGAAGAGGAUUGGGAAAAUGUCAUAUGGUCAGAUGAAACCAAAAUAUAACUUUUUGGUAAAAACUCAACUCGUUGUGUUUGGAGGACAAAGAAUGCUGAGUUGCAUCCAAAGAACACCAUACCUACUGUGAAGCAUGGGGGUGGAAACAUCAUGCUUUGGGGCUGUUUUUCUGCAAAGGGACCAGGACGACUGAUCCGUGUAAAGGAAAGAAUGAAUGGGGCCAUGUAUCGUGAGAUUUUGAGUGAAAACCUCCUUCCAUCAGCAAGGGCAUUGAAGAUGAAAUGUGGCUGGGUCUUUCAGCAUGACAAUGAUCCCAAACACACUGCCCGGGCAAUGAAGGAGUGGCUUCGUAAGAAGCAUUUCAAGGUCCUGGAGUGGCCUAGCCAGUCUCCAGAUCUCAACCCCAUAGAAAAUCUUUGGAGGGAGUUGAAAGUCCGUGUUGCCCAGCGACAGCCCCAAAACAUCACUGCUCUAGAGGAGAUCUGCAUGGAGGAAUGGGCCAAAAUACCAGCAACAGUGUGUGAAAACCUUGUGAAGACUUACAGAAAACGUUUGACCUGUGUCAUUGCCAACAAAGGAUAUAUAACAAAGUAUUGAGAAACUUUUGUUAUUGACCAAAUACUUAUUUUCCACCAUAAUUUGCAAAUAAAUUCAUAAAAAAUCCUACAAUGUGAUUUUCUGGAUUUUAUUUUCUAAUUUUGUCUGUCAUAGUUGACGUGUACCUAUGAUGAAAAUUACAGGCCUCUCUCAUCUUUUUAAGUGGGAGAACUUGCACAAUUGGUGGCUGACUAAAUACUUUUUUUCCCCCACUGUAUGUAUAUAUAUAAAUAACUGCACAUUUUCUGGCAGCAAAUUGAUUUUGAUAAACAAAUCGGUCCCCCAAAAAAUCUGUGCGGCCCUCCUUGGAUAUUAGAGCAGAUGGGCUAUGAGUGUUUAUCGCUGUUCAUAGCAUAGCGAUGACAACAAUGGUGCUGUAUCAAUAUACCCUCCACACUAAGUCACUGGAUAAAAGAGGGUUCUGAACAAAGAGAUGACAAUGGAAAUACGUUGUUAAACCUUUUUCCUCACCAAAUGACCAAAUAGAAAUGUGUGUGUGCUAACGCUCCCUCUCCUCCUCCCUUACAGCAGCAGGUGUACACCCCGCGUCCCCCGGACCGCAUCCCCUAUCUGCAGAGGGAGCGUCUGGCCCGCUUCCAGCCCACCUACCCCUACCUGCCCCACCCCAUCAUUGACCUGCCGCCCACCAUCUCGCUGUCGGACGGCGAGGAGCCUCCGCCCUACCAGGGCCCCUGUACCCUGCAGCUCCGCGACCCCGAGCAGCAGAUGGAGCUUAACAGGGAAUCGGUGCGCGCCCCCCCCAACCGCACAGUCUACGACAGCCACCUCCUCGACACCUCCCUGUGCCCACCGCCCAGCCUCAACCCCGGGGUCAGCGCUACCACGGUAGCCACGGCCGCCCAGGCCUACUCCAGCCGAGUGGAAGGGGCACCGCCAACUUAUAGCGAGGUGAUAGGGCACUACUACCACCCCUCUUCACUACCCAGGCACCACCACCAGACUUCCAGUGGCUGCGGGGGCACUGGGCGUGGAGGCGGGUUAGGAGGCCCGGGUCCCUUGCCGCCGCCCUCGCUACUCCACGGGAUUCUCCAGCAGGCCCACCUGGGCAGCCUGGAGAGCAGGAACGCGCACAACAACAAGGAGAAGCAGACACCUGAGCAGGUGUGACAACAGUGUUGGUCUCGGCCAUUGUUUCCGAGGAUGCUUUCUCCUUCUCUGCGCACUUUAGCUGAACUGUUGGUGGCAGGCAGGGUUGGGGAGGGCGACAUGCGGUGGCAGGGGGAGGCAGGCGCACAAAGAAAAAGGACUGCGCUCCGCUCUUAACUUUAUCCCCCGGUCACUGUCUUACUGAAACCCGUCACAACUAAACUUACUUUGUAUAAAUAUGUACUUGUUUUUUAUUGUCUCCGUGCUUACAGCUUCUUUUCUGUACUGGCAAAUGCAAAAACAACAAAACAAAGCAAAAUUAUCUCGCCAAGUAUUUAGGUUUAUUUUGUUUUUGUAUCCCUUUGCAUUGGGCUUCACUACAAGCUGCAUCAUUUCUAGUUACUUAUCUCCUCGUAGUUUAUCCUUAGUUCCUCCGGGAGUUUUAGAAUUACCAGGUCUUCCUUUUUUUGAGAUGCAGAUGGUUAUUUUAGUGAGCCGCCCCCUAACCCCCUUCUGGCUUUGAAUACUGUCCGUGUACUGGCUUGUACAGGGAGGGCAUUGAUAGCACUCUUGUAACAGGUUGCCAGGUUCAGGCUCUCACGGGAUCCAAGAUUGAGAUUCAUACGUUAGCCCCAGUUAGCCUUUUAGCUCAUGACCCAGUUAGCCCCAGUGCCAGACAGACCCCCAUCACUCCUCAUCAAUCUGCAUCAGAGGGUGCGGUGGUCAACGUUGGCAUCUAUGGAAACACAUUAUUGACAGCUGACUGGGUCUGUGAUGUCAGGCCAUGUGUGUCAACAUGAGUACUGGAGUAGAAUCCUGAGUCGAGGUCAAUUGAGUUCAGCACUGUGCCCACUGAAGUGAUAUAUAUCCAUCUUGCUGUACUAUCUGGACCCAUCUGAGUUUAGUACUGUACUUUAGUUCUUUGUCUAGUCGAGUUUAGUACUAUCUUUGGGUCUUUGGCCAGACAAGUUCAGGAGUUCCUGUGUGCGAAUGCUCUUCUUGUUUUUUUUUAUUAUGAUAUUUUCUAAAGAGAUGUUUGCACAAGAUUCAAGACUGUUUAUCUGGAGAAAAAGAAAAUCAAUCUGCAAUAUGUAUCAUAAGAGAGGAGAGCAGGGGUAUUUCAAGUUUCAUUUCAAGAAUGCCAAGAGUGUGCAAAGCUGUCAUCGAGGCAAAGGGUGGCUACUUUGAAGAAUCUCAAAUAGAAAAUAUAUUUUGAUUUGUUUAACACUUUUUUGGUUACUACAUGAUUCCAUAUGUGUUAUUUCAUAGUUUCGAUGUCUUCACUAUUAUUCUACAAUGUAGAAAAUAGUAAAAAUAAAGAAAAACCCUGGAAUGAGUAGGUGUGUCCAAACUUUUGACUGGUACUGUAUAUAUAUGGCAUAUAUACACGUAUAUGGAAACAAAAAACUAACUUAAAAAUUACGAUUUUAGAGGUAUUUAUAUAGCCUAAUUGUUGAAAAUAAUUGCACUAUUUUUUAUUAUAAUGAAAUGGAACGAGAGAAAAAAUUGACCUCUAUUGUCAAGGAAACCUGGGGCCUCAUUUAUAACCGUUGCGUACAUUUUACUCUCAAUAGCUGCACUUGGAUUUAUACACUUGGAGCACGCCAUACAUACGCAUGUUUCCCAUUAUAAAAAAUCAGACCUGUCGUAAAACUGCGCACGUGAACAAGCAUUAUAACUGUGCCUGAAUAACACCCAUCAUUCACCUUUUAUGGUGACAAUAACAGCCUUAUUUGCUGUAUAAUUUGGUAGUAUUGGAAUUAGGCCAAGACAGUAUAUCUAAAGGAAAUAUAAAUGGCGAACUUUAUCAAAUGUCUUUGGAGGUGUUGGCAGAAUGUUUUUUUUUUUUCGGUGACGUUUGCUGUAUCUGACCAUUUCUGAAACACAAAAAAAAAAUGCUAAUUGUUGUGGACCUGUAAACAGGUCGUUUUUAUUCAAUAAUGUUUUGCAUUUACUGUCCACCGAACCUAAAUAUGCUGCACUGCCCAUGAAUUCUAAAAAACAUUUCAACUACAGUAGGCCUACUUACAGUGGUAGCCUACACACUUCAAUGCAAAAGAUCAACUGUCUGUUCACCUGUUAAAUUCUACUGUAUGUUAUAAACUGCGCUCCGUUUCGACUGCAUUGAGCAAAAACAUAUAAAAACUUGAAAUUAUAAUAGCCUAUCUAAUAGGCCCAAUUAAAUGAGAGAUGCGCAUGGUAAUUUGUUGUAUUGCUACUUUGGGAAUAUGAACUCAUCAUGGCCAGAAAAGGUGGAAUGGUUAUGAUAUAUGUAUUAUGUUUAUAAAUGAAACAUUGUUUAGGCUACUCAAGAAAUUGGACAUUACAGUAUUCAGACGUAGCCUACAAACGUCAAUGGAAAAGGUGAACCGUCUGUUUUACCGUUAAACUGCGCAUCGGAUAGGAUAGAGCAAAAUACUUUAAAUGCCGGUAGCUUAUCUUUUUACUACUAUGAAGUGGUCCAAUUAAAUGAGAGAUGGGACGAAUGGUAGCCGAUCCUAACUUGUUGUAGGCCUAUAGGCUAUUUCGUGAGUAUAAAACCAACACAGUCAGAAAAGGUGAGGAAUUUAUUCUGCAAUGAUCAUGGAAACGAAAUAAAUAAUCGGAAAUAGAUUUCAAAUUAUUUUAGAAUGCAAAGAUAAAAUAAGUAGAUUUUUGCUCUUCUCAAUAAAAAAUGAUUGCAUCUUGUUAUUAUAUUUAGCUACCUGUUUUUUUGUUAUGAAUAAGUCAUUAUAUAUUCCCAAUUUGCACAAGGCUACUAGGCUACAUUUGCCUUCUUGCAAUGCAAUACUUCAACCACAAAAAACUGUGCAUGGUCUACAGUUUGCGGGAGGAUAAGCACAUUCUAACGUCAAGGUCAGUUUUUAUAAAUGCCAGCUUUUGUGUGAAAACUGGAGUUUUGUGUACAAAGCCAUCAACCUUUGAACUCCAGUUCAAGUCCUUUAUCUGCAGAGAGUCCAGAUGGUCUGACCAGAAGUAGGGUGAAGUUGCCCCAAGACGCUGAUGAGGGAGAGAGGUAGCAAGGAAAGGAAAAGAAAAGGAGAGGGAGAGAGAUUAGCAGGCAACUGUACGCUGGACAAAUCCGCCUACUGUCUGGGCUUCUCUCCAACAGGCAUCUCUUAGCACUUUAAUUAAGAAGGAGAGAGACACAAUCUCCCUCUGUCAGCAUUGGUCGCACUUCUCUAUUGAUAAAUUGUGCAACUGCUCCCUCUGAGGCAAGACUCAAACUGCAAGGGGUCCCAACUUAAGCUGGUAUCACAGCAAAGAAGAGAGGGAGGGAAGAGAGGACAGAGGUCGAGGAAAAAAGACACCAGACAAGGCUGUCCACUCGCCCCUCUCGCUUUCUUCCCGUCGGCCCUGCUUAAAUGUGUUUUGUACUGUAUCUUUACAUUCAAUUUGAGGACAAAUACCUAAAUCAAAAGAAAAAUGUCUGACCCCUUAUAAGCAGGCAGCUAAAGGAUUGAUAUAAGGGGCGUGGCAAUUUGACUUCUGACCCCUGGUGACAUCUCAUGAUGCAGUUUGAUGACCUCAGAGGGGAGCUUGGAUAGGUUUCCUGGUUGGAUUCCAGUAUUUUCUUCAGGGAAACCAGUGCUGACUGAUAACUAUGCAGGCAGGGUGGGAAGUGACCCAUUAGAAACUAAGAAAGAGGACCCACUAUUGGCAUACCAUACCGCUGUGUAACCUUGACAUAACACUUGGCAUUAUGCCCGUCGUAACAUUGUAUGACUGUUCAUUACAACAACCUUUUUUCGGUACGUGAAAUGAAAUGUCAUGGAUAAUGACGACAGAUGUUAAGGAAUGUUAAUGAAACAACAUAAUGUGGGUAUCAUGUCAUGUUGCAUCAAGUACAGAGCAACAUUUUCCUCAGAACUCAAUUUUUCAACAUAUCUGCUAAUACAAUGCACAUCAUAGAGAAGUUUAAGGCAUUGAAAGAUCCAAUGUUUUUCGUUCUCCCAUAACAUGUGUGGUUGCGUUGGUAAUGUACAUUGCCUUGCCCCACUAAUGAACUGUACCGUCUAGACUGGGUGCUCAGAUGAAAGCAAAACAGAACCACUCAGACAAAACAGAUAAUCUCGAAGAUUUCAAAUGGUGUGCCUUUAGGGUUGGCUCGAUCACCCCCCUUCCCUGUCUGAAAUUAGCUCUUCCUGUUCCAUAGAGAUGCCUGUGUUCAAUGAGGGAGUCCCACACAGACCAGCUUGUGCUGCCAUAGGCUGGCUGUCGGUCCUCUUGAAAAUGUUUAGUGUUUGUGUGCCUGCCUGUGCUGGCAGAUUGGGCUCCGUCUGUGCUGUCAAUCUGCCUAGACUGGCCCUAGAC